AUGGCGGAACCAUCAGCGCCAGUCGCAGGACCAAGCAACACUUCCAACUCGAUCACACGAACCGAUGCCAACCUCUUGAACCAAUUUGUCAUAGAAUAUCUACAGUCGCAUGGGUUUGACAAGGCAUUAGCACUGUUCGAGCAGGGAAUAGCAGAACAGGGUGGAAAUAAGAAUAAAGAUAAUAACAGCAAAGACAAUGAGGAGAAGGGUGGAAAAGAAGCUGUAUUCAGAGCACCAGGUCCGGUACCAUUAGAAUCUAAUGUCAAGCGAAAUAUACCUCAGGCUCAAGCUGUAUCAGCAUCGACUUUAUCCUCACAUAUCACACCUGAAUUUGAAGCUCAGGCGAAAUACAUAAUAGAACAGUUACAAGCAAAGGUGCAAGCGACUAAUGCCAAUGCGGAUCAGGAUGGUGCGGAUGAUCAGAAUAAGGAGUUGAAAGAUCAAGCUGCAAAUCAGGAUACACUGUUAGAUCCUUCAGAUAGGGUGGAAGGGUAUAAAAGCUAUAGAAGAUGGGUGGAUGGUGGUCUGGAUUUAUGGAAGCCCGAAUUGGAUAAUUUAUCUUUCCCACUAUUCGUCCAUACAUUCCUGGAACUUGUAAACUUCGGCUUUCUCAAAACAGCUCGGGACUUCUUUGAACGACAUUCCGCGCAUCAUCGACCAUUCCAUCCUCAGGACAUAUCAACGUUAUCGUCCAUAUCGACCAAGGAACAUGUCAAAGCGAAUCCUCUCUGCCAGAGAAUGAUAACGGACAAAUAUGUGAUACCUCUAUCUCGAAAUGCGAAUGAUCUGCUUAUACAAUGGUUAAGUGGAGCUGGAUUAGAUGAAGAAUGGGAAGCUGGAUUGCAUUCUGCUGCUGGAAGAGCGAAAGAAGCUAUCAAAGGGAUCGUGUUUUCUCGUAUCAGUAUAACGGUAACAAGUAAUUCAGUACCACUCGAUAAGAUUACGAUAGCUACAAGAAGUGGUCUUAUAGCUUCUGCUUUACCAUCCUCAAUGCCAAUAGACGCUUUCAAUACCGCUACCAACCUGAAACUUGGUCCACCACCUAUGACUGAAAAGCUGAAAGAGCAAGUAGCGAGAACUUUGCAGGAUGAAGAACCCUCUCAGCAGCAACCCAAUGGAGGGGCGUCACCUGUCAAUCAGCCGUCAUCUUCUUUACCCAAUGGACAUCCUAAUGGAACUACAAAUGGAGUGGAUGCAAAUGGUGAUGUGGAUAUGACUUCGCCUGCGGGUCCAUUAGCCGAUACACAGGAGAAUCGAGAGAAUACAGACACACCUGCACCUGUGACGGUGAAUGUACAAGAGCUCAAAAUUGAAUCUGAGCUGGAAAAGGAUAAGGAUUCGAGCUUGAUUAGUCCAGAGGAAAACGAAACUUUACCUCCCAUACCGGCUGUCUUCAGAAUACCAGAUCUGAAAAGAGAAGUUGAAGCUAUAAGAGAUAAAAGGAAGAUGAUACGUUUAGGUCCACAGCAGAAUGGCGAUGUCAAACCUGGAAGUAGCUCGAACACUGUCUUGCCGAGUGUAGUAGCUUUUACCUUAUUCGAUCACGGUGAAAGUGCUUCCUCGGUUGAAUUCUCAAAGGAUUCCUCCUUGAUGGCUGUUGGAUCUUCCGAGAGCUGUAUAAGGCUGUGGAGCUUGAAAGGAGAGAAGCUAAAGAAGAAAUCUAUAGAUCCAUCAGACGGAUCAUUGAUAGAAGAUGAAGGCCAACCCUUCCGCAAACUCAUAGGUCACUCCGGUCCUGUAUAUUCCUUAUCCUUUGAUCCAUUAUAUGGUUCAGCCUCACCACCUUCCACUUUGCUCUCUUCCUCUCAAGAUGGUACAGUCCGUCUAUGGUCGAUGGACACGUACUCAAACGUGGUGGUUUACAGGGGACAUGGCAAAGAUCCAGUAUGGGAUGUAGAAUGGGGUCCUAUGGGCGUAUACUUCGCCACUGCUUCUCGGGAUAGGACAGCAAGAUUGUGGAGUUCAGAUAGAGUGACUCCUCUAAGGAUGUACACAGGUCAUUUAUCGGAUGUUAAUUGCGUCCGAUUCCAUCCUAACUCGCUGUACCUAGCUACGGGAUCCAAUGAUAGUUCAUGUAGAUUAUGGGAUGUCCAGCGCGGUGCAUGUGUUAGAUUGUUUAUGGGUCAUACGGACGCAGUCACCACUAUGGCUAUAAGUCCCGAUGGCAAAUUACUAGCUAGUGGAGGUUUAGAUUCAUCAAUAUGGUUAUGGGAUUUGGGAUCUUCUCGACCGAUCAAGAGGAUGUACGGUCACAAAUCUACCAUACAAUCACUUUCCUUCUCUGCCGAUUCAGCAGUGCUAGUCUCCGGCGGGUUAGAUUCGACAGUUAGAUGUUGGGAUGUGAAAUCACCAGGAGGAGAGAAGGCGCUGUUGAAUGAACCUACCCUUCGAAAUGGGGGUGGAACGGGUGCAGAUGAUUUACAAGGUAGUUUACCGAUGGGUCCUGGUAGAGGUAAUUGGGAAGAUGAACCUCAUACAACCGACUUGUUAGCCACUUGGCCAACUAAACGAACUCCUAUAUUGCAAACGCACUAUACACCUAGGAAUUUGUGUAUGGUAGCUGGAUCGUUCGUCCCUCCAAGUAACUCUUCCAAAGGUGUUCAGUAG
Messenger RNA from Kwoniella botswanensis, 2607 nucleotides. RefSeq lists its product as uncharacterized. The record is from RefSeq and is a predicted model, not a curated record. The transcript has 9 exons. Gene Ontology annotation, molecular function: RNA polymerase II general transcription initiation factor activity; protein binding. Gene Ontology annotation, biological process: transcription initiation at RNA polymerase II promoter. Gene Ontology annotation, cellular component: transcription factor TFIID complex. The coding region runs from base 1 to 2607 and encodes 868 amino acids. Lineage: Eukaryota; Fungi; Basidiomycota; Tremellomycetes; Tremellales; Cryptococcaceae.